Messenger RNA from Pelobates cultripes (western spadefoot toad), 2280 nucleotides. Lineage: Eukaryota; Metazoa; Chordata; Amphibia; Anura; Pelobatidae. The record is from the annotation of a GenBank genome assembly.
AUGACGAAGGGCAAGAACAAAAAGGGAAAGAAGGAAAAGACUAAUAAUCCAAAGAAACAGCAAACAAAAGGGAAACUACCGUGCAGAAAUGCAAAGAGUAGAAAGCAAACGGGAAAUAAGAACCUCAAAGGUGAGAAUCUAUAGAUUGGAAGAAGGGACGAUAUAGAUGUAGGUGUCUCUAUUGGUGAUAUAAAGGGAAAGUAAUAAAGAAAUAAUCAUAUUAUAUUUUAUAUAGUGAAUACUGUCAUCUAAAACAAUUUAACAAAGUAUUGGUCCAUCCCAAUGCAAACUACAUAAAGCGAUAGCCAUGUACUGCCACAUAUCCUGCAGUGACACAUUCCAGCAGAAUGUAAGCUCUUAGGAUUAGGGCCUUACUGUCCUGUAGCUCCAGUAUCUAUUAGAUUGUAAGGUUAUAUGAUUUACAGCAUCACUGGGUGUGUUAGAGCAUAGAGUAAUAAAUAGUGUAGUUAUAGUGUAGGGCACGUGCAAUAAAUAAAAAUAUUGCACACUGACACUAUCCAUGAAUUUGAUUUCCCGGUGUAAAAUACAGCAAUUGAGCAGAUAGUAAUAGUUUAAUAUUACAUACACGCUGCCCUUGCUCCGUAUUAGCUAAUAGUGCAUUAAACAGAGCCACCCCCCACUUCACACUCUGCCUCUACCAUGGAGGGCUCCCUCUCCGCCAGAGGCUUGCCAUAUUCACAAUGCCACAAUCACUGGCUGAAUGCCCAGAUCACAGGAUAGUUAAGAUAAAAUACGCAAUGCACUGAUUUACAGUCUUUAGUCAAUUUUGGUGUUGACUUGGUGCCUUAGCACUGGGUCACUCACAUGUACUCUCAUAAUUCUAUAUACAUUGUGUACACUCCACACAGUCCUCACAGUGAAUUGGUUUUGACCAUCACGUCCAUUGAAUAGUUUGCCCCUUACACAUUUUAUGGUCCUUGAGAGGGGUUUAUCAAAGAGCUGUGCUCUAAAAGUGGUGCAAAAUUGUAAAACUGGACGAGUCACCGAUGGCAUGUGCCUGGUUGUUCUUCUGGUUUCUAUGGUGACUGUCCCACUUUUAGUACCUUAGGCCACUUUUGGAGCAAUAUAAUCAUAUAUACUGAGCUGAAAUACAUUAUUCAGGAUAUAUCAAAGAAUCUUUAUAUACGUUUGUUAAAAUGUCCAUAUUUUCCCCCUACAAUAGAUGGAAAUAAAGAGAAACAGCCUGCUCUUUCAUUAGACAGGUUUACCUUCCAUCAGCUCCUUGGAGAAGGCAAUUACGGAAAGGUAUGUAGUAUUUAAACUGAAAAUAUGAUUUCUCUCUCUCUCUACAGGUCCCCAGACUCCAACCUGUAACAUAUUCAAACGUCUACUUUGUCCCCCUCUAGUGUAAACUUUUUCUUUUAGCUUUGUUCCCUCUCUCACAGUAAUAUUUCAGAAUGCUUUCAGCAACAUAAUAUUUAUGGCAUAUAUAAAAAUUGAUAUUUCUAGUUGAUCCAUCAAUUAAUCAAUUAAUUAAUUAAUAGCUACAGAGGAGAUUUUUCAAAAUGCAAAUAUAUGCUAGUUUUUUAGGGCAAAAUACUAAAUAAGAACAAUCACAUGGAAACCAAUAGGAUAUUUAUCAACAAUAAGUACUUUACACAUGGAACUGCGUCUGUUUUGUGUUGUUAAAUCGUCCCCAUAAUAUUUCUAAGGAAAUAAAAAAAAAAAAAGCAAAAAUGAUUUAGCCAAAGUCAAUAAAUAGUUUUAAAAAAUGAAUAGACGUAAAAGCUAUUAAAGCUAUACGGCAGGUAUGACUGGAUUUAUUUUGAAUGACGGACUGAAUAAUGUAGGAGGGCCUAGGCACUUCUGUCUGUGGUCAAUCCACAUUCAUAUCAACUGUUUGGGGUACACUAUGUAGCUAAUAAUUAAUCAUACAAGUGAAGUCUGUUACUAAAUGAAAUGAUUGCCAAACUAGCUACAAUGGGAGUUUUAGUUAUACAACGUUCCCAACCCAGCUUUCAUGGAUGAUGAAUUAAAGAUCAGAGUCUAUAUAUCACAUACUGAUAAUAUCCAGAUAGAAGUUAUUGUAUUUUAUAAAUAAUAAUCUACCUUUCAUCAUAAAGAUCCUCUGAAAUGUUACUUUUUGCUAAGUAUAAUUGAAAUAAGUUGCCCAGUAAUCUUCAGUCCUAAUCUCCUCUGUGUCUUCUCCAGGUGAUGUUGGCAACAGAUAAUGUCACUAAGCAGAGUGUGGCAGUGAAGAUUCUUAAAAAGAAUAUGCUGCUAGAUGAUGAUAUGGACAACACUCUACUAGAACGCUGA